AUGGAAGAUAAAAAGAAAUGGCAGAAAAUACAUUACGAGAAUUUGAAAAGGGCGGGAAUUUUACGAGCGUUAGAAUUGAACGGUUUGAUGUUAGCAGGGUGGACAAUGAAAGGCGGUCACGUGAUUAACUUAAGCAGACGACCAAAUGAAAUCGGUUACGAAACGAACGGCCCAAUGUCAACAGACGACAAACUAAAUAGAGCUUGCGCCCAAAUAGAAGAUAAAAACUUUGAAAUGUUUUUAGAAGACAUGCAGAAAGAAGAAAAUGAACAUAACAAUCAUUAUAAAAAUAUGUUCUGCAACUGCGCAUGGCUUGUUUAUCAAAUGCAGUUGACUUUAGACACAUCAACGGACGAAACGGGAUGUCUAUUGCCUAUGUUCUUCAAUAGAAAUAACGAUCAUAUGUAUAACAAACUGGCGACAUCCUGA
Messenger RNA from Helobdella robusta, 429 nucleotides. RefSeq lists its product as hypothetical. The coding region runs from base 1 to 429 and encodes 142 amino acids. Lineage: Eukaryota; Metazoa; Annelida; Clitellata; Rhynchobdellida; Glossiphoniidae. The transcript is spliced from 3 exons. The record is from RefSeq and is a predicted model, not a curated record.